AUGACCAAGAUCGCCCUCAUCAAAGGCAGUACACGAACCCCAUCAGUGGGCACCGACAUAACGGACUGGGUCCACAACGUACUACAGGCCCAAACCACAGACACUCUCCAAAUUGAACGACUCGACAUCGCCGACUUCAACCUCCCGGUUUACGAUGAACCCGUCGUACCUGCGAUGGUCCCCGCCCUAAAACAAUUCACCAAAGAGCACUCGAAGAAAUGGAGUGCAGCCAUCGCUUCCUUCCAGGGAUACAUCUUCGUCAUACCGGAGUAUAAUCUUGGUCUUGCAGGCGGAACGAAGAAUGCAAUUGAUUAUUUGUACAGCGAAUGGCCAGGGAAGCCCGUUGCGAUCAUCAGUUAUGGUGCGCAGGGCGGGAGCAACGCCUCCGAGCAGCUUAGUGAGAGUUUGAGAGUGGUCAUGAAGAUGGAGGUAAUGGCUACUAAAGUCUUAUUGCCGUUAUCUCCGGGGUCGGAUAUGCUUUCUGCGGUUAAUGAGGGUGCUUUGGGGGAAGAUUCACGAAAGGCCUGGGAAGCAGAUGGGAAGAAGGAGCAGGUGCUUCAGGCGUGGAAGGAGUUGAAGGAUGCUCUUGAGCAGCCCAAGUAG
This is a messenger RNA of Aspergillus caelatus, 603 nucleotides long. RefSeq names its product NADPH-dependent FMN reductase. Lineage: Eukaryota; Fungi; Ascomycota; Eurotiomycetes; Eurotiales; Aspergillaceae. The record is from RefSeq and is a predicted model, not a curated record. The transcript has a single exon. Bases 1 to 603 code for a protein of 200 amino acids. Gene Ontology annotation, molecular function: oxidoreductase activity; FMN binding. Gene Ontology annotation, cellular component: cytosol.